Molecule: messenger RNA, 831 nt
Organism: Suillus subaureus
Lineage: Eukaryota; Fungi; Basidiomycota; Agaricomycetes; Boletales; Suillaceae
Exons: 8
Coding region: 1-831 (276 amino acids)
Source: RefSeq, a predicted model, not a curated record
AUGGAUCAAGUUGUCCAAGAGGUGGCAGCCCACACAGGAACAGCAUACAUGGCUGAUGCCUCACUUGACAAAAUACCAAGUGAUGCCAUGGAGUGGUUAGAGAAUUGGCCUGAGGAAGAUGUUCUGUGGCCUGAUCAUCCUAUGGAGCAGCAUGCAUUGAGUGAAGAUGAGAAGGUGGAGCUGUGCUUAGCCAAAAAGGAAUGCAAAGAAAUCUUAAAACAGUGGCUGAGCUGGGCAUGGCUAUAUCCAAGACACGCUCAUUCUAUGAAAAAAAAUCGCCUAAUAACCUACUUAGGUGGUCCCCCUCACGAAACACUUGAUGCACUGUAUACCUGCUAUCUGGAGACACACUGCUCGGAUGACAUUCAUGAUGUACUGGGCAUUGUUCAGGAGAUUUUACAGGAGCUCAAAGAGAUCAAAGAUACACUUGUGAAAAAAGAAACCAUGGCCCUGUAUGCUGGCGAGUCUGAGGAGAUCAAGGCUAAAGUGAAGGAGUAUAUCCAUGUGCAGAAGCAAGGGCACAGUAAGGAAAAAGCUGAGCUUUGGAGUGACGAAGAUCAGCAGCGAAAUCUCAUGAAGCUAGCCACCAUUGCAAAUCAAUUUCUGAAAGGCCUCACUGAUGCCACUGGCCUAUCCUUCAGCCUUCUCAUUGGGGGUCCAUCUGUCAAGUUAGGUGGGAUGAUUGAUGUCUGGAGUGGAUUCACGCACCCAACUACUCACCUCCCUGGAAAUGCAGAAGAGCCCAACAGCAACAGGCCAGAUGCACUCCCUGCAUCUUCAAUGGCAGAAGAUUCUACAGAGGACUCGCGUCCCUCACCCAUCCUGUUGUAG